AUGGAAAACCAGAACCGAAGUUGGAUGUAUGAUAGAACAUAUGAUCAGAGGCGGGGUCUUAAACCCAGUUUUAUUAAAGGGGUAAAUGAAUUUGUGGAUGUGUGUACUAGAACUCAUGAAUUUCUCAGAGGAGGUUUAGUUAGGUGUCCAUGUGCCAGAUGUCAAUGUGGGACGUUUAAACAGUUGAUCGACAUUAAGAUUGAUCUAUAUACUCAUGGGUUUAAACCUAAUUAUUGGGUUUGGACAGAGCAUGGAGAAGAGAUACCCACAGAGAAUCAGAUUAGGAUAGAAGAAGAUAUUGAAAGUAGCUCUGAAUUAGGUGGUGUUACAUGGGAAGAAAAUUUUGAUCGUUAUCAUGAGAUGGUUGUCGAUGCUUUGCAACCUGAGUUUCACAUGUACAUGCAACCAACAGUGGAGGAACCAAAUCGAGAUGCCAAGAGAUUUUAUGACCUCUUAGAUUCAGUUAGUAAACCCUUGUGGGAAAAUUGUAUCCAUUCACGAUUGUCACUUGCUAGUAGGAUGCUGAGUAUAAAAUCAGAGGGAAACCAAUUUCAGGGAUCUUUUGACCAGUGGGCAACUUUGUUUAGAGAAAUGCAAACAACUCCAAAUGAAAUUCCUGCUAAUUACUAUGAAGCUAAGAAAAUUGUUUCCCAACUUGGGUUUAAGGAGGUUAAGAUAGAUUGUUGUGUCAAUGGUUGUAUGAUAUAUUACAAAGAGGACAAAGAUCUUAGACAAUGUAAAUUUUGUGGGGAGCAGAGAUUUAAGCCUAGGAAGGGAAAAAAUAAAGAGGUGCCAUAUAAAAGAAUGCAUUAUUUGCCAUUGAUUCCAAGGCUACAAAGGUUGUAUGCAUCAAUGAGUACUGCCCCUCAUAUGUUGUGGCAUCACCAAAAUCGCAGAAAUGACGACGUGAUGACACAUCCUUCCCAUGGUGAAGCAUGGAAACAUUUUGAUACCAACCAUCCUCAUUUUGCAAGCGAACCGCGUAAUGUUAGACUUGGACUUUGUUCUGAUGGGUUUUCUCCUAAUGUUCAUUUUAGCACACCGUACUCUUGUUGGCCUGUUAUAGUUACCCCUUAUAACCUUCCACCUCAUAUGUGUAUGAAAGACCCUUUUUUGUUCCUAACGUGCAUCAUACCCGGAAAAGAAAAUCCCAAAGCAAAAAUUGAUGUUUAUCUUCAACCAUUGAUAGUUGAACUUAAAGAGUUAUGGGAUGAAGGCGUCCUAACAUACGACAUUCAUAGCAAGAGGAAUUUUCAGUUAAAGGCUGCAUUAAUGUGGACAAUUAACGAUUUUCCUGCUUAUGGAAUGUUAUCUGGUUGGAGUACGGGGGGAAGAUUAGCGUGUCCAGUAUGCAUGGAGGAUACCAAGGCCUUUUGGUUAGAUUAUGGCGGAAAGAAUUCGUGGUUUGACUGUCACAGGAGAUAUUUACCUGAAGGUCAUCCUUAUAGGCGUAAUAAAGUUGGUUUUAAGAAGAAUGUUGAGGAGGAUGAAGGACCUCCUAUUAGGCUUAGUGGCGAACAGAUCUGGGAAAGAGUUAGACACUAUCCUAAAAUAGUUGACACAGGAGGACAAGUGAGAUUGACCGGAUAUGGAGUGGAACACAAUUGGACCAAAAGGAGUAUAUUUUGGGAUCUCCCAUAUUGGAAAGAUCAUUUGGUUCGUCAUUGUUUGGAUCUAAUCCAUACUCACUCGUUGGGUCAUCAUCUGACACGACUGCUCCAACCAAUGGGAGACCGCCACCUAUUGCUACUACUACCCCCUCCCUUCAGGAGCCUCAGAUACAAAUGA
This is a messenger RNA of Arachis stenosperma, 1788 nucleotides long. RefSeq lists its product as uncharacterized. The transcript has a single exon. The coding region runs from base 1 to 1788 and encodes 595 amino acids. NCBI's taxonomy places the organism in Eukaryota, Viridiplantae, Streptophyta, Magnoliopsida, Fabales, Fabaceae. The record is from RefSeq and is a predicted model, not a curated record.